GCGGCGUCGCGUCGCCUCAGCUCGGCUAACGGUCGAGUCGCGGACGCCAACACGCUCCAGAACCCCGUCGUCGUCUAGCGGUGCUGAGUUAUCAGCCGUCGUCGUCGUCGUCGUCGUCCUCCUCCAAUCCGAACAUGGACCGCAGCGGCCGGACUUGAGAGCGUCUUCCUUUCGUGUGCGUUCUUCGCCUCCCGGGAAGAGAAGAGACAUGGCCCGCGCGCUGGUUCUGAUCCACUCGGCGCUCCUGUUGCUGUUCGGGAGCGACGUGUUCCUGGUGCGGGCAAACCGGCCGCCGCCUCCCGUCAACGUGUCCGUCGUGCACCUUCGCGCUGACUCGGCGACCGUUUCCCGGGAGGUCCCCGAGGGAGAUGUCGUCAUCGGCUUCUCGCUCUCACAGCAAAAACAGGACGGACACACGCGGCGUUUCAUCCGGGAGGUGAACACCACCGGUCGAUCUUGCGUCCUGUGGGGCCUGGAGGAGGAGACGGACUACGUGGUCCAGGUGCGGUCCGUCGGCCUCUACGGAGAAAGCCAAGCCGGCGAGAGAGUCCACUUUCGCACGCUCAAGAAGACGGACCGCUUUACCUCCGACACUUCCAAUCAAGAUGACCCGACGGCGCGGGGCCUGCAGAGGUCGCGACAUCCGCAGACGGGAGAGGUCGUCAUCAUAGCGGUGGUCUUGCUCAUGUGGGCAGCCGUCGUCGCCCUGUUCUGCCGCCAGUACGACAUCAUCGAGGACGACGACUCCGGCAACAGCAAGGAGAAGGGCGAGCCGCUGUCGCGGAGGAGCACGCCGGAGCGCCGCAGCGGAGGGCUGCUCAGGAGCAAGUUUCACGCGUCUGCGCCGUCCAUCAACGUCAUCGAAGUUUGACGACGAGAAGAAAGCCAAGCGGGCUCUGCCGACCGGCCGCUUUAUCGGGCACGCCCGACGCCAUCGACUCGUAUCGACAUCGCUCCCGCCCGCCUCCCGUCGUCGAGACAGCUCAUGAAGCGUGAACAAAUUAGGGCAACAUUUCAUAAGACUUCAUUCUUGUCAGAUUCUUACUCGAUUCCUUUAUUAUUGUUCGACUUUUUAAUAAGAAAUGAUAACACGUUCCUUCAUUGUCCGUAACGCGGGUCGUGGGCGUGCCGGCACCGAUCCCGGCCGACUUCGGGUUCGAGGCGGGUACGCCCUGAACCGGUCGCAGGGCGCAUACAGACAAACAAGCGUUCGCACCUACGGGCAAUUUAGAGUCUUCAAUCAACGUAGCGCGCAUGUUUUGGGGAUGCGGGAGGAAAGCGGAGCCACGCGGGCGCGGGGACGACACGCAAAGUCCACACAGGCGGGGCCCGGGGAUUGAACCCGCAACCUCACAACUGUGAGGCGGACGUGCCAACCAGUCGGCCCCCGAAAACAACCAAAACAUUUCUCCAAAGCUCGACGACCUCCGCUCGAGUCGGUUUGGCUGCGUGCGAAUGUUAAUGAGGAGACGAAGUGACAUCAUCAUCAUCAUCAUCAUCAUCAUCAUCAAGACCCAAUUAUUUGGUGUCUCUCGCUCUCUUUUUUGUUUUUUUUCCCCCCAUCGAUACGAAUUCUAGCGAACUGCUGAACGUACGCGAGAGAGAGAGAUGCGCGUUGCCAUCCAAAAUGGACAAAACCGAACGUUUGCUUUUCAUCCUCACUUGUACAUUUCUUGACAAUUGCAUUCGGGCCAGUGCCAAAUCAAUUGUUUCCUCACUAUUAUUAGAAAUGACACGUGACGAUAUUUGACAUCUGCCGAGCGGGUCUCGCUCACGGCAGCCCGAGAUAAUUGACGGUCCGUUACCGUGGCAACACGCUGCCGAGAUACGACACGGCGAGCCAUUUUGUUUCCAAAAAGGUGAAUUAUUCGCUCAGAGGGCAUUUGAUGGACUUCGCGAGGGCUCGGUGACAAAACGUCUGUGAUUCGAAGGAAUACUUUUCCAUCAAAUUGGCAUUUCAAUUGGAGUCCUUUAAGUUUCAUUAUUUGUACAAAUCAUUUUAUUGUGCAUAAAUACGUAAGAAAGCAAAGACUUUGUCCAAACAACAUGCAGCAAAUAGAAGUCGUGAACAUGUCCGCACGUUUAUUUGUACAAAGUCAACUAAAACUUCACGCUGGGAUUGCGUUGAUGUACCGAAACGUCAAAAAUUCUAAUGGUCAGAAACAAAAUCUGGAAAUAAUAAUACAAGUUAAAAAAAAUCUAUUCAAAAAUUCAACUGUUAACGAAAGCGAUGUAUAAAUUAAUUGAAAGAAAUCUUUGAAAAUGGACCUAAUAGACCACUUUGAAGACCUCAUUGUCCUCGUUGUUUUUUCCAAUUGGAAAGAUAGGAGGUUGUAGCCCCCGAUUGGAAGGAAUACAUAUUAUUACAAUUAAAAUGCAUCAAUAAAUAAUUGUAGGACGAAAAGAAGGUUGUUGCCGGCUCGUGGUCCCGAUGGAGUCGCCAUCGGGGCGCGCCGUGGCGGCGUCGGCGUUCGUUUGAGUCGCUCCCCGCGUUUCCGCGCCGCGAGCGAGUCUUUCGCCCUCAAACGUCGCGGCGAGGAUCUCGUCAGGACUCAAAGCGGCAUCUGCGAAGACCGCUCAGGAGCCCGACUCCACCGUUCUGAUGGAAAUACAGGACACACUUUUAGCCUUCAAAGUUCAAGUUCGCAGAUGAUGAUGGCGAGGACGGCGGUAAAACAGAACGUUAAGGCUGCUGUUUUGGUUAGCCGCUGCGCUCAAACGGGCUGAGCAGGUGAGCGGCGACCACAUUUUGCGUGUGAACGUUUGAGACGAUGACGUUUACGCGGCGUCGUCUUACCCGAGACGUCGAUUUAAGGGCAAGGCGUUAGCUAGGGCUGCAACUUACCAUGACUGUAAUAAUCGAUUUAUCCGUGCAUUGUUUUCGGAAUAAUCGAUGAAUCAGAUACAUAUUUUUUCCAUCCCUUUAUUUAAAAACAGCGCAUGAAGUCAAAUUGAGAGUGCAGAAAAUGCACAACCAUAAAUUGAUUGAUGAUUGAGUUACUGGUUUGGUUCGUAACAGCCGUCAAGAAAUAAAUCGGCAAAAGGGUUGAUUGUUUUCCAAAGUAAAAGCAGAUGUUUCCAAAUGUCUUAAAGAUCAUCUGAAAUCAGACGACUUGAAGUUCAACAAUGUCUCUAAACGAUUACCGACAUCGAUUACCCAAAUAAAUGUCGAUUAAUCUGAUAGAUUGUCGCCAAAUAAUCAAUUCAUUGUUUCACCUCUCGCAUGGCAGCUUGACUGCCGAGUUUAAUUUGUUGCGUAACAAGCUGCAUUUGUAACAAAUCCAUUUUCCCAACUGAAAUUUGAUUCAUUUCUUCCCGCCCACCCCACCCAAAAAAAGAAAAACAAAAAAUGCAGCCAUUUUUUCUUCCAAUUUUUAUAGAAACAAAUGGCAAACUGCUUUUAGAAAGGGCAGCUACUGUACGGACUGGAUGUGCAUCUUUAAGGGGCGCGGCCUAGUCAGCGACGUCCUGAUCUGCGCUGGCCGGUGAGCGUCUGUGUGCGAGUUGUGGCUUACAGCGGCUCCGUGCGAGCGUUCUCAUUUUGCACGUUUAACUACUUGAACUCUAACUCCCGAACUCUAAAGUCCGACAUCUCGGCCGAGGUCGCGUCCGCCUUCCCCGCUCUCGAUCACACGGCGGCGCGUGCGAAAUUACACACGGUCGUGGCGUUAAAGACACGACGCGAACACAUCGCAGCGUCCGUGGUCCCGAGCUUCAUUUCUUUCAUCUGAAAAUGUUUUUCAAGCGAAGGAAGCGCGUCACACUCGAAGGUUACCUUGACAGCCGCUCGUCCGGGCCGUCGUCCGCAUCCCGCAGGGACGCAAAACACAAAUCGGUUUCCGCGUCCAUUUUCGACAGCGAGCUGCGUGCGGCCCAAUUUGCCGCGCAAAAUAGGUCUUACAUCUCAUCCAAUGAGAAUACGCCGGAAAAGUUCAUUUAUUAUUUCCGUACUCGUGAACAUACUUUUCAGAGGGCAAAUUCCUUCUCCGUGAAAAAUCAUUUUCAUUGUUUCUUGAUCGCUUGUGACGUAAAUAUUCCAGUUUCUAGAGAUGGCCAAGUUUGAGUUUUGGUUUGCUGUGAACGAUAGCCAUCAAAGUUACAAAAAUAAAAAUCUU
This is a messenger RNA of Phycodurus eques (leafy seadragon), 4115 nucleotides long. It is a transcript of the gene fndc4a, whose product is annotated as fibronectin type III domain containing 4a. Gene Ontology annotation, molecular function: protein binding. The transcript has 6 exons. NCBI's taxonomy places the organism in Eukaryota, Metazoa, Chordata, Actinopteri, Syngnathiformes, Syngnathidae. Bases 209 to 871 code for a protein of 220 amino acids. The record is from RefSeq and is a predicted model, not a curated record.